Monodelphis domestica (gray short-tailed opossum) is the source of this 1705-nucleotide messenger RNA. It is a transcript of the gene WNT2B, whose product is annotated as Wnt family member 2B. Gene Ontology annotation, cellular component: extracellular region. Gene Ontology annotation, biological process: cell fate commitment; neuron differentiation; multicellular organism development. The record is from RefSeq and is a predicted model, not a curated record. Gene Ontology annotation, molecular function: cytokine activity; frizzled binding. NCBI's taxonomy places the organism in Eukaryota, Metazoa, Chordata, Mammalia, Didelphimorphia, Didelphidae.
AUGCUGAGCCCGGGCAGAACGGAGGAAGCCCCCCAGCUCCUCCGUAGGCGAGCUCCGCUCCCUGUUCCCGCCUUCGCCCCCGCGCACCGAUAUCCUGUCCGGGCAGCUGCACCCGACGGCCCCGGAGUCCCUGCCCGACUCGGCCUCGCCUGUCUGCUGCUGCUGUUGCUUACGCUGCCGCCCCGCAUAGAUGCGUCCUGGUGGUAUAUCGGGGCGCUGGGGGCCCGGGUGAUCUGCGACAACAUCCCCGGGCUGGUGAGCCGGCAGCGCCAGUUGUGCCAGCGCUACCCCGACAUCAUGCGUUCCCUGGGCGAGGGGGCCCGAGACUGGAUCCGCGAGUGCCAGCACCAGUUCCGUCAUCACCGCUGGAACUGCACCACUCUGGACCGGGACCACACCGUCUUUGGCCGGGUGAUGCUCAGAAGCAGCCGGGAGGCGGCUUUCGUGUAUGCCAUCUCCUCGGCAGGUGUGGUCCAUGCCAUCACUCGGGCCUGCAGCCAGGGAGAGCUGAGUGUGUGCAGCUGCGAUCCUUACACACGUGGUCGGGACCGAGACCAGCGUGGAGACUUUGACUGGGGUGGUUGUAGUGACAACAUCCACUAUGGGGUCCGCUUUGCCAAGGCCUUCGUGGAUGCCAAGGAGAAGAGGCUCAAGGAUGCCCGGGCCCUCAUGAAUUUGCACAACAAUCGGUGUGGCCGCACGGCUGUACGUCGAUUCCUAAAGCUGGAAUGUAAGUGCCAUGGAGUAAGUGGCUCCUGCACCCUUCGCACCUGCUGGCAUGCACUCUCCGACUUCCGCCGGACUGGUGACUACCUUCGGAGGCGCUAUGAUGGAGCUGUGCAGGUGACUGCCACUCAGGAUGGCGCCAACUUUACUGCUGCCCGUCAAGGCUAUCGCCAUGCCACUCGGGCCGACCUUGUCUAUUUUGACAACUCCCCAGACUACUGUGUUCUGGACAAGGCUGCUGGGUCCCUGGGCACCGCAGGCCGCGUAUGCAGCAAGACGUCUCGAGGGACAGAUGGAUGUGAGGUCAUGUGCUGCGGCCGUGGCUAUGACACGACCCGAGUCACUCGUGUCACCCAGUGCGAGUGCAAGUUCCACUGGUGCUGCGCCGUGCGCUGUAAGGAGUGCCGGGACACUGUGGACGUCCACACCUGCAAGGCCCCCAAGAAGGCAGAGUGGCUGGACCAGACCUGAGCACUGGCACGCUUCGCCAGCCCCUCUGUCCCAGACCCUGAGACUCAGUGGCACAAGACCCUCCUCGCAUGUACCCCCCAGCACCCCAGACUCCCCGACCCGAAAGACUUGGACUGUCGCCUUUGUCCCAGGGGACCCAGAUGUGGGCAUCCCACAGGAGGAGCCCCUGGGAAUGCAGCAUUGAAGAAGAGCCAGGGGCUCUGUGGAGAGACAAGAGUUGCACUAAGAACCUGGCGGAGGUUCGCUUUUCUCUUUCCUUUCCCUGGCUUCCUGGCACUUCCUGGGCACAUAGGAUUGGUCUGGGGGUGAGGGGAGCUGCCAAGAAUGCCCGCCCGGCUUAGGAUCAGAGUGAGGGGGUGACGUGUGGACAGUCCACCCAUCCCCCUGGCAGUGAGCAUUAGACUCCGAGGCUCUGUGCUCAUAUGUUGUGUACUGCUGCAUAUGUGGAGAAAGAGAGAGAUGUGCACCCAUGCCCUCCCCAAAUAUGUAUCUAUAAAUUUGUAUCGGA